Molecule: messenger RNA, 810 nt
Organism: Plodia interpunctella (Indianmeal moth)
Lineage: Eukaryota; Metazoa; Arthropoda; Insecta; Lepidoptera; Pyralidae
Product: fatty acid-binding protein-like
Exons: 5
Coding region: 230-640 (136 amino acids)
Biological process (GO): fatty acid transport
Cellular component (GO): cytosol; nucleus
Molecular function (GO): fatty acid binding
Source: RefSeq, a predicted model, not a curated record
UUUUAACAUAUCUAAUUGAUUAGGGAUUUGAUGAAAGAGUUGGUAACUUCUCAAUAUCACUCAUAUUCUCACAACAACAAUAUUUGUGUUACGAACUGGUGUAGAAAGAUAAAAUAGGUAAACUACUCUUCAUUCGUUUCUUUUUAUAUAAAGUCGCCAACAGGGCACGGUAGUCUUUUAUAAAAAGUGCUAACGAUACUACCUAUUACAUUUUUUGAAACAUUUUAUAAUGCCAUCCAUACCUGGAAAAUAUCAACACUAUAAAAAUGAAAAUAUUGACGAUUAUUUUGCAGCCGUUGGAGUACCUUACAUGGGAAGAAAAAUGAUGUCAAUGUCAUCACCUUUAAUGGAAAUAACUUUAGAUGGAGAUAUAAUGACUAUCAAGAACACUUCAUUGUUACGAAAUGUGCAACAUUCCUUUAAGCUUGGAGAAGAAUAUGAAGAACAUAUGCCUAAUACUACAAUCAAAAGCAAAACAGUCAUCACAAGUGACAAUGAAUUGGUGACUGAGUCAGUAAUACCAGAGAAUGGUGCCAAAUGUGGACGGCAUUAUGUUUUCUCUGAUGAAGGAUGUGUUAUUACUCUUACGCAUGAAAAAGCAGCACAACCUGGAAAGAGAUAUUACAACAGACUAAAAUAAGCAUCAAUUGUUGUUAGGAACAACAACAUAAAACCAUAAAACGCUUUGAUCUUGAACAAUUUAUAUAAAAUUUUUGGUUGGGAAAUUUUACUUAAUGUAAGAAGUGUUAUACCUAUUGUAAGAAGACUGACAUGUAAAUAUAGACUUAUUUACAUCCAAAUAAAAAUGUG